UGGGUCUGGCAGUGGUUUGGUUCUUGGUUGAACACCCCGGGGAGAAAAUAUCGCUCGCUUCAUUCUAGCUGUGUCCCUGGGUUCUUCCAUGUUCCGUCAUAUAUGUGGGGAAAUCGAGAUUGCAGCUGAGCGUGAGGCCCACUCUUGAUGAAUUGUUGCCGAAUACGGCAAAGAACACACCAUUCAAGGUUGAACUUAAAAAGGCCAACUACCGACACUUGUGGUUGGGAUUUUCGUUUGAGAUUUGUCAUCUUGCAGAUUGUCAGCCCGCCACUGCGCACACAGUGCCACACCACAACACCAUGAAAGCCUGAGAAUUACGACAUCCGUCUCGAUCGACAUUGCUCAGCUCCACCAUGUCGGCAGCUGAGGUUCAGGCUUCAGUCACACUAGGCUGUUCUUGGAUGGUAGCGGAGUGUUCCACCACCACUUCCAAGGUUAUCUUCAUGCGCGACGAGAUUAGGGCUUGUCGGGGCUGAUCGGGUGGGUCAGCGCAGAUGAUGAACCACUACGAAAUACUUAAGCUUGCCAUUCAAAAGUGACCCAUGCUCGUUGGAGAAUAUAUGCUGCUUUAUAUGAUAUAUGAUAUGGCGAGUCACGACGGCAAGCUGCAAAUCCUCAUCACGGGGGCUGCGGGGUUCCUCGGGUCCAACCUCGCAGAUUACCUCCUUGCAAAGGGCCAUGUAGUCAUUGGAAUGGAUAGCUUCCAAACAGGUUCUCCCCGGAACCUAGACCACCUAAGGAGCCAUCCCGACUUUAAAUUGGUCAAUCAAGAUAUCCAAAUGCCCUUGGAGGAUGUGAGCCAGAUCGAUCAGAUUUACAACCUCGCAUGCCCAGCCAGUCCGAUCCAGUAUCAAAAAGACCCGAUCUCAACACUAAGGACAUGCUUCCAGGGAACACAAAACGUGCUCGACUUAGCUAUAUCGAAAAACGCCCGCGUCUUGCAUACUAGCACAUCAGAAGUAUAUGGUGAUCCCCUAGUUCACCCCCAACCCGAAACGUACUGGGGAAAUGUCAACCCCUUCGGGAAGCGAUCUUGCUACGAUGAAGGGAAGAGGGUAGCAGAAGCACUGUGCUAUGCUUACCGUGAACAGCAACGCGCCGAUAUCCGUAUUGCUCGUAUUUUCAACACAUAUGGCCCUCGCAUGAAUGGUAGCGAUGGUCGGGUCGUGUCAAACUUUAUCGUUGCUGCAUUGUCCGGUGACGACCUGAAGAUCACCGGCGAUGGAUCUGCAACGCGGUCUUUCCAAUAUGUCACGGACUGUAUGGAAGGACUCUAUCGCCUAAUGAACAGUGACUACAGUGAGGGUCCUGUCAAUAUCGGAAAUGAUGGGGAGUUUACUAUCCAACAACUAGCAGAAAUGACAGUUGGUCUUGUGGCCGAAAUGACCAAUCAGCCUAAGGUCAAUAUUACUUACCAUCCACGCCCGGCGGAUGAUCCCGCUGUUCGUCGGCCGCAGAUCUCGCUGGCCAAAGCCGUGUUGGACUGGUGCCCAACAAUCCCCUUGCGAGAAGGGUUGCGAAGAACGAUUGAGUGGCAUGUAAGCGAGCGAGUCGUGUCCUAG
Molecule: messenger RNA, 1565 nt
Organism: Aspergillus caelatus
Lineage: Eukaryota; Fungi; Ascomycota; Eurotiomycetes; Eurotiales; Aspergillaceae
Product: UDP-glucuronic acid decarboxylase family protein
Exons: 4
Coding region: 546-1565 (339 amino acids)
Biological process (GO): D-xylose metabolic process
Cellular component (GO): cytoplasm
Molecular function (GO): UDP-glucuronate decarboxylase activity; NAD+ binding
Source: RefSeq, a predicted model, not a curated record